AUGGAGGCUGUGCGCAAUAUUCAAAAUCCUAUCCCCCGGGAGGUGAUGAAGCCCUCCAAAUGGCUUUCCAUGUAUGAGGACUUUGUUGCCAAGAACUCUAGCUCUGUGGGCUCGGUGGAGUCCGCCCUGAGUUCCUUGACCUAUAUCAUACCUGGAAGAUAUCGCGAAUCUGAAAUUGCGUCAGAAUGCGUCCAUUCCGGAGUCCAGCUCCUAUCCCUAUACCAUGAUUCUCUUGUAUCCAAAGUGAUCUCUCGACUUCCCUCAACAGUUCCGAGGCCGCCACCGUCACCGCACGCGCGCUACACUAAAUACUGGACUUUGCGGUCGUCGCUGUAUCAUCGAGUAGCCAUGGCGCUGCAGAUGCUACGAUACACUGAACUUCUAUGGGAGAUGGCAGCCCGACGUCGCGGACAGAAAACGCGAUGGCGUGUAGUCGUCUUUAUUGAAAUUGCCAAGGCGAUCUGUCGCCUACUUUUGCUUCGGCUCACCAAUUCCCGACCCUUGGUGAACCCGCCGCUGCCGGAGCGAGAAGUCGACCCUCGGUCGACUCAGGGAGAAGAUGAGCAGAGCGAUUGGAACGGCAUGGAGACACCUACGAGCGAGCGCUCUACCGAUAUCAGCUGGACGAUGCCUCGAACAGGACUGUCCAUGCCGUCUCUACCUGACGUGAAUGACGUGUCAAAUUAUUUGAUUUCCAAGGUGCUCACCGCGGAUGACAUCAAACCACCGAAGACACUGUUGCACCGCGUCACUGGCCAGGGCCAGUUGGCGGAGGUCAUGUACAUCCUGCGGCCUGUCGUGUACGCGCUGGCAAUGCAACGCUGGAGUGGAGAUCGGCGUAGCUGGCGGCCCUGGUUGAUCGGAUUCGGCAUGGAAUAUGGCUGCCGACAGCUCGCCAAGCGCGACUUCCGAGAGCGAGUGGCUGGUGGUCUACGGGGUCUGACUGGCCUUGAACGGGAAGAACUGCGGAAACGCGGGUGGUCCAUGGGCUGGUGGCUGAUGCGGGGCGCUUUCUACGAGAACAUCACCAAGUCUUGGCUGCACAGUGUCACCGGCAAGAUGAAGGGCAAGCCCCUUUUGGACUUGGUGGGUAGCGUUGUCGAAGAUUAUGAGUACCUGUGGGACAACUACUACUUCUCGACUGCCACGCUCUGA
Penicillium oxalicum is the source of this 1155-nucleotide messenger RNA. Its product is annotated as peroxisomal membrane protein PEX16. The transcript is spliced from 4 exons. The record is from RefSeq and is a predicted model, not a curated record. The coding region runs from base 1 to 1155 and encodes 384 amino acids. Gene Ontology annotation, cellular component: peroxisomal membrane. NCBI's taxonomy places the organism in Eukaryota, Fungi, Ascomycota, Eurotiomycetes, Eurotiales, Aspergillaceae. Gene Ontology annotation, biological process: peroxisome organization.